UCAGUUUGUCCGAUGGCUUGUCGCGUGUGUGAGUCCUCGGUGCGCUAUGUGAACUAGCACUCCUUUCAAAGACGGCAAAACCUUUGCUUCUUCUUCUUGCUCGUCGGCGAAACGGGAAUCUUUUUUCUCUUUGUGUGCGUGCGUGUUAAGUGGGCUGCGAAGUGCCCCGUACGGAAUGGGCCGUGUCCGCUGCCCCACCGGGGACCGGACGCUCGCAGCGGUGAUUUCUGUGGUGGUGUUACUGUCGUGGAACUCCUACUACGUCGGAUGUAGUCACUUAAGAGGAACAUCAAGGAGGCUAAUCGUAAGAGAAGGUCAUCAAACGGAACUUCCCUGUGACCUCCGAAGCGCCUCUUCCAACGAAUCCUUGGCGGUGGUCCACUGGUACCACCAACCGGAGCGAGACCUCCAUUCGGGAUCCCGACUCAUGCCACAUACGCGGGAACCUAUUUAUACCGUGGACUUCGGUCCGGACCCGGUGCUAGCGAUAUCGGGAGCUGCCCCUGGUAUUCCGCCACUGGGACAGACCGCGUUGCGUGGAAAUAACCUGUUGCAGGUGAACCGGACCGCUGGGCCCGGUUGGCAAGGACGUGCUUAUUUCUCCAUCAUCGGGCACCCCGCGAGUCUUAAAGUGAACAGUGUGAGGUUCGAGGACGCCGGAGUAUACACCUGCACUGCGGUCUUCAGGGACGGGGCCCGGAAGAAUUCCACGGUACGGCUUCACGUUGUAGCACCUCCCGAACCCCCUGUGAUUCGAGACGGGGAAGGAAAUGAACUUCGCGGUGUCAUCGGGCCUUACAACGAAGGCAGCACUCUGCCGCUCGUCUGCGUUGUUUACGGAGGUAAGCCUAAGCCGACGCUGGUGUGGACGGGAAUAUCCGACGGAAUGCUGGCCGAGGUGCGACCAUCUUCUGAGGCCCAACUGACGACGUCGACGCUUCUCAUCCACUCACUACGAAGGGAGGACCUGAGAACUAAAUUGACCUGCUCGGCUUCUAACAAUAUUUCAUCGCCGGCAUCAACGUCUGUCACGCUGAACCUCAACCUCCGACCAAUCGCGGUGAAGAUUCGUCGCGGUGAUACGCCAAUAUCCGCGGGCCUUCCAGCGGAGAUUGUGUGCGAAGUAUGGGGUUCCAGGCCUCCUCCGCUGGUCACCUGGUGGAACGGACUGCAGCAGCUGAACCACACGUUCGUGUACGUGUCCACGGACGGCAACGUGACCACGAGCGUCGUCUCCUUCACACCGACGAGCGACGACCACGGCUCCAACCUCGCCUGUCGAGCGAAAAACCCCGCCAUGGUUGAGAGCGUUGAGGAAGAUACGUGGACCAUGGACGUUCAAUACAAGCCAAAGAUAUCCCUGCAACUGGGCACCAAGCUGGACAUUGAGAACAUUCAAGAAAACAACGACGUGUACUUAGACUGCCAAGUAGACGCCUACCCGCCCGUCGACGAGGUCAACUGGCAACUGGACGGCAAGGACUUACUGGCCUCCGACAACGUCAUCAUCAGCAAAAACUUUCUCAUCAUCCAGAAAGUCCAGACCCAUCAUUCAGGCUUCUACGCGUGUAGUGCCGAAAACUCCGAAGGACGGACUCAAGGAGAAAGGCUCCAGCUCCGGGUUCAGCAUGCUCCUUUGUGCAAGGAGAACCAGAGCAUCGUGUACGCAGCCUCUCGCCAUCAAGAGGUGGAAGUUCACUGCGAGGUGGAGGCGGAUCCAACAGACGUCACGUUCCAGUGGAGUUUCAACAGUACUAUUCAAAAUAGGCCUAUCGAAAGCUUCACCAGCCAAGGAACGCGAAGCAUCGCGCGUUACAUACCACAUAGUCACACCGAGUACGGGACUCUGCUCUGCACGGCAGCGAACCGCAUCGGAAAGCAGAAGCAACCAUGCCUGUUUCAUGUUGUGCAAGCUGGACCUCCUGGACCUGUUGAGAACUGCUCGAUAACCAACCAGACGGAAGGAUCAUUACACUUGGAAUGCCAAGCCGGAUCGGACGGACACCUUCCGGCUCAUUUCCAGCUAUCCGUUCACGAUGUGACGACGGUGGCCCUUAUCCUCAACAUGACAUCCGAUAAGCCAGACUUCUGGGUGCGCGACCUAAAACCCGGCGUGGAAUACUUUCUCGUCGUCUGGGCAGUGAAUGAACGCGGGAGGAGCCCGGAGCUCACAAUCCUCCCUCCCAUUAUGCCACUUGUAGGGAAGCUCACAAAGUCGGGAAACACGGUCAGAAUAUCCUCUAACGCUCUGCUUAUCGCCGUCAUCUCGUCAGUAGUUGUUCUCUGCCUCCUCCCCAUUUUUGUUCUGGUGGCAGUCAAGCUGAAGAACAAGCGUUUCUUCGUCAAAGAACGCGAGCAGAAAAAAGAGACCGUAGAAGAGGACGAGUGCCCUUCGACCACAGCAGCGAGUCCCGAAGAGGCGACACAGCUGCAGGUCUCCUCCAUCUACCCGAAGGAAGACAACCAGCUGUGGAUUGUGAAAAAGAGCACGGGACUAUGAAACUGUGUGCGCGAUGGACCGACAAGACGAUCUCCUCGUUUACAAAGGAUACUGUGAUACUGCACAAAUGUCCACCAACUAUCAUCGCGGCUAAGCAGGAUCAUCACUGUGUGUGCUGUGUUGGGUGAAGUCAUUGUGAUGGACUCGUAGACUUUCUCUGCUGCUCAACAGCCCGAUGCCGGUCCCUUCCGGUUACACAGGCGUAAUGCCGACAGCUCAACGGGUGUUCUUUCCUUCUGGCUACGUGCCGCCAAUACUAGUGGCACUUCGGAAUGCGGACAAGAUGGAAUAUAUGUGUAUAAAAAAUGACGCUUGCAGCUGUGGUGGUUCUUUGAGAGUACUAUUUUUCUAUCUCCGGUGACUGAUUGUACAUAAGAGAUGUUGCUAUAAACACGUGGGACUCCUGUUUAAAAAAAAUACUUUCCAAGGUUGUUUCGAGCUCAGAAUAUUAUCAUCAGUUGGCAAGUUUCAGAAGGAUCACCAUGAAAGUGUAACCUCUCCACAACACGUGCCAUAUUUCUAUGUUUCUAAAAGUUGACAAUAAAGAAAUUUCUUUUUUCAUUA
This is a messenger RNA of Ornithodoros turicata, 3064 nucleotides long. RefSeq names its product hemicentin-1-like. Bases 176 to 2500 code for a protein of 774 amino acids. Lineage: Eukaryota; Metazoa; Arthropoda; Arachnida; Ixodida; Argasidae. The record is from RefSeq and is a predicted model, not a curated record. Gene Ontology annotation, molecular function: protein binding. The transcript is spliced from 11 exons.